CCGGAAGUGUGCUCUUGUAUUUCCUUCCGGCAGCUGAUUUUUUUUAAAAUUUUCUAACAUGGCAGCGGAGGGGAACGGCUUGCCUUUGGUGGAUGUCCCGCCUCAGGAAUGCCCCGGAACCGGCAGUGACCAGGCAGGCAAGGCCGAGGCCUGCAAGGGAUGCCCCAACCAGGGAGUCUGCGCCUCGGGGAAGCUGGUGGGGCCUGACCCAGCCAUUGAAGAAAUCAAGGAGAAAAUGAAAACUGUGAAGCACAAGCUGCUGGUAUUGUCCGGCAAGGGAGGCGUGGGCAAGAGCACCUUCAGCGCUCACUUGGCACACGGCUUGGCUCAGGAUGAAGCCACGCAGGUUGCUCUGCUGGACAUUGACAUUUGUGGGCCAUCCAUUCCAAAAAUCAUGGGCCUGGAAGGAGAACAGGUUCACCAGAGUGGUUCGGGAUGGUCCCCAGUGUACGUUGAAGAAAACCUGGGCGUUAUGUCGGUGGGAUUCUUGCUCAGCAGCCCAGAUGACGCUGUGAUUUGGAGAGGACCCAAAAAGAACGGGAUGAUCAAGCAGUUCCUUCGCGACGUCGACUGGGGAGACAUUGACUACCUGAUAGUCGAUACUCCGCCAGGGACCUCCGACGAGCACCUCUCCGUCGUGCAGUAUCUCAGCGCCGCUGGCAUCGAUGGCGCCCUGAUCAUCACCACCCCCCAGGAGGUGGCGCUUCAGGAUGUUCGAAAGGAGGUCAACUUCUGUCGUAAAGUGAAGCUGCCCAUCGUCGGCGUGGUUGAAAAUAUGAGUGGCUUUGUAUGCCCAAAGUGCAAGAAAGAGUCGCAGAUCUUCCCGCCAACCACCGGAGGGGCAGAGGCCAUGUGCCAUACUUACAACCUGCCUCUCCUGGGGAAAGUGCCUCUGGACCCUCAAAUAGGAAAAAGCUGUGAUAAAGGAGAGUCCUUCUUCUCUGCGGCACCAAACUCUCCAGCCGCAUUGGCCUACAGGGAGAUCAUCCAAAAAAUCCAGGACUAUUGCAUCCGAAACCAGCCUCAGGCGCAAGAGAACACUUGAGCAACGAGGAGGGUUUGAGGAGCCAUAGGAAAGCACCCAUCACCUUAAGCCUGUCUGUAUAGGAAUGCGUAAAUCGUUUGAUUUUUGGAAAUAAAUGAAAGUUAAUUAA
Messenger RNA from Anolis sagrei ordinatus, 1154 nucleotides. Its product is annotated as cytosolic Fe-S cluster assembly factor nubp1-A. Gene Ontology annotation, cellular component: cytosol. Lineage: Eukaryota; Metazoa; Chordata; Lepidosauria; Squamata; Anolidae. The record is from RefSeq and is a predicted model, not a curated record. Gene Ontology annotation, biological process: iron-sulfur cluster assembly. Gene Ontology annotation, molecular function: ATP-dependent FeS chaperone activity; 4 iron, 4 sulfur cluster binding; ATP binding.